This is a messenger RNA of Desarmillaria tabescens, 831 nucleotides long. RefSeq lists its product as uncharacterized. The transcript has 5 exons. The record is from RefSeq and is a predicted model, not a curated record. NCBI's taxonomy places the organism in Eukaryota, Fungi, Basidiomycota, Agaricomycetes, Agaricales, Physalacriaceae. Bases 155 to 676 code for a protein of 173 amino acids.
GGGUAGGGCUGCGGACGACGGAUGUCAAACCCUCCCAAACGACCCGUAACUCCAAGCUCGGCAACCGUUUCGAGCUGGCCGUAGCCUAAUCCCAUUGGUACGACCUGCGACCCGACGCCCUUUUCACACAAAGCUUGAAGCUUCCACCACCUCCAUGCAAGCGCGUUGGGACUCUGCCCUCCAUCCAGCCAGGCGAGCUGGUCGCUCGACGGCCAUUAUUCCAAGUGGGCUGGGAUUGAGGAGGUGCUUGCGUGCUGUAUGGUUCGAGGUAUGCUGUCAUCAACGUGUUUCGCUAAUCACACUGCGGGCAGGAUUGUCGAGAGCAUAUGCCUUUUUUUUUUCUUUAGGUAGUGCUACAAAGAUCUUCAAGAUGUGCAAGGCCCGAUUCAGCGUCGUCCACCAUCCCCCGUUGCAGCUGAGUAAGAUAGCCAUGGUGUACGACGUCGAGUCGAGGUUUGCAUUAUGCAUAUUGUCUCCUAGGGCUGCGGUUACCCACAGCAGGUACCUAGGUUUUGCACGAGUCUUUGAGGCUGUCGGUCCCGCAACGGGUUGGAUCGGAGGCUACGCUUACGGACGAGAAAAGGCUCCCUCCCGUUCGAGCACCGGGCAGAUUACGAUUGGGCCGCAAUUCUUUUCCCCUGGAAACGCGAGAAAUUUCUUCAGAGCUUUUAUGUAAAAUCAGUAUUUUAUUCUUUUGCUUCAUGUUUUCUAGCCUUUUUACUUUUUCUGAAUAAUAUAAUCUCCUUGCUUUGGGACCUCACUUGACGGAGGGAGGAGACGCCGCCAAUUUAUUAAUAAUUUACUUUGUAGCGCGAAAAUGGAGACAGUCGG